Messenger RNA from Cuculus canorus (common cuckoo), 3331 nucleotides. RefSeq names its product annexin A13 (gene ANXA13). Gene Ontology annotation, molecular function: calcium ion binding; calcium-dependent phospholipid binding. The coding region runs from base 2361 to 3314 and encodes 317 amino acids. NCBI's taxonomy places the organism in Eukaryota, Metazoa, Chordata, Aves, Cuculiformes, Cuculidae. The transcript has 11 exons. The record is from RefSeq and is a predicted model, not a curated record. Gene Ontology annotation, cellular component: cytoplasm.
UCAUCUCCUUUUCACCUUUUUCCAUUCUCUCCACUCCACCUUUCAGAGGAGAAUGUCUGUUUGUAGGCACUCUUUUGCCCAUUGUUCCUUCUCCGCAUCCAGCCUGCUUGAUCAUGCAGUGCCAUAAUAACCAUGACUCAGUUUUCCAUCCUGCUGGCAUACGAUCGUUAUUUUUUGUUAAUUGUAUGAAAUUUUAAACUCCCAGUACAUAAGCUAACUCAACCAAAUUGACCAGUGCACAUAGCACAUGCUUUUCCUACUGAUACACUAUUCACAUGCUUAGAUAGACCAUUUGCAUAAACAGCACGAUAUAGUAUGACUCAAUCUUCUGUUUGGUUUAAAUCCUUAAUGAGUUGCGUAUUCUGGGCUGCUGUAUUUCACUCACAACCAAUAAAAGCAAUUGGAUUACUAGUCUGUAUUUGAGUUUAUGAGUGCCCGCUGACCUGACAAACUUCAGAGAAACCCUGCAGUUGCUUUCUCUCCAGCUUUAGUAUUUCCUUUAAUGUCCAUUGGGACAGCUUUAUUCCCAAAAUACUAUGAAAGAAGUAAGUAGUUACAACUCAGUAAAGACUUUGAAGAUGCCUUUGAGACAAUAUGUUACUGCAAAGCAUUGAAUUCUAGAUAAAGUUAUUCAUCCUCACAUUUGAUUUUUGCAUUGUGUAUGUUCAAACACCAUAGUCAAAGCUUAUCAAUUAUUUUAAGUGUGUUUGAAUGGUAGUGAGGUAUUUUCAGGAAAGUACUGUCUAUCAAGCCAUUUAAAACUUGGUAUUAUUGCUGCAUUUUCCGUAACACGGUGAUUUUUGUUUGUUCGCUGUCUAGAUAAUCACAUAAAUUUUUCUUUUUCUCCUGAGCUGCUAAAAAUUCAAGUGUGCUUGUUUUCUUCUCUUAUUUUUCUCUGAGUGUCCUACCUAAAGUCUAAAGCAGGACCUUGGCCGGCCAACUGGUGCCUACCAAGCUGCUUUUUCACUCCCCUUCCUCAAAAGGACAGGGGGAGAAAAUAAGAUGAAACAGCUUGUGGGUUGAGAUAAGGACAGGGAGAUUGUUCACCAAUUACUGUUAUGGGCAAAACAGGCUUAGCUUAAUAAAAUUAAUUUAUUGCAAAUUAAAAAUAGAGUAGGAUAGUGAGAAACAAAGACAAAACUAAAAACACCUUCCUCCCCUGACUUCUGCACAGGCUCAACUUAAAUCCUUUAUUCCCAACUUUUCUACCUCCUCCUCCCAAGCAGCACAGGGGACCAGGAAUGGGGGUUGCAGACAGUCCAUAAUACUUUGUCUCUGCUGCUCCUUCCUCCUCAUCUUCUUCUGCUCCAGCAUGGGUCCCCCACAGCGCCACAGAUUCUUCUAGUAAACCUGCUCCUGCAUGGGCAUCUCUCCAGGACCACUGUUCCCCCCAGGAGCCUGCUCCAGUGUGUGCUCUUCACAGGCUGCAGCUUCUCUCAUGGCACAUCCACCUGCUCUGGUGUGGGAUUCUCCUCCGAUAUUCCACAUUCUCCUCGGUUUCACUGGUAACCUCCAUGGGCUCCAGGGGGACAGCCUGCUCACCGCAGGCUGCAGGGGAAUCUCUGUUCCAGUGCCUGGAGCACCUCCUCCCCCUCCUUCUGUACUGACCUCGGUCUCUGCAGGGGUGCUUCUCUCACAUUUUUUCCAUUCCUCUCUCACAGCUGCUGUGCAGUAUUUUUCACCCUUAAAUAUGUUAUCACAGAGGCAUCACCAGCAUCACCAAUGGGGUUCAGAUUUAUCCAGUGGUGGAUCCAUUUUGGAAUCAGCUGGUGCUGGCUCUGCCUACCAUGGGAGCAACCUCUGGUGUCUUCUCACUGAGGCCACCUCUGCAACACCCCCACUACAAAAACUUUGCCACACAUACACAAUAAAAACAAUGAGAUUCUAUUUGAAAUAUUUUGUAGGAGCUGGAUGUCCUACAAUGACAUACUAAAUACUACUAAAUCCCAUAAGAUCUGAUAUAAACUCUUCAGAGGAGGCAUCCUUCCUUCUAACAUGUUUGUAAAGCUCAUAAUGGGCACUACCAUAGGUAUAUGUUUUAAAUCAUUGUAGUAACAAUUAGAUAAAUUUUUCUAAUUAGCUUAACCUCUAGGUUAAAUUGUGAAAUCCUGAUUUUCCUUGGAGGAACCAACCAACUCUAUGACCCAACAGGAUGUGAUAUUAGAUAGUAGGGAUAAUAAAGCCAAGUGAUGAAUACACCCCACCUUGAAAUGACUAGAAUUUAAAUAAUGUCAUAAGUUAUUGAUUAACUCAGGGUUGGGUAGGGUUUAGCUGCUCUGGUAAAAGUUGACUAUUCCAUCUGAAUGUAUGUUUUGUUGAAGAGCAGAAGGUUGUGUUUUCCACACGCGGGCUAAGCAAAAAUGGGCAGUUCACAUUCAACCAAUAAACACCAUCAUCAUGGGUUUGAUGCAGACCGAGACGCCAAGAAAAUACAUAAUGCCUGCAAAGGAGCGGGAACCGAUGAAAAGAAAAUUAUUGAAGUCUUGUCAAGUCGAACAUCAGCACAGAGACAACAAAUAAAACAGAAGUACAAGGCUCUGUAUAGCAAGGAUAUGGAAGAGGUCCUGAAAGGAGAUCUGAGUGGGAAUUUCGAAAAGGCUGUACUGGCUCUGUUGGACCUGCCCUGCGAGUAUGAGGCCCGAGAGCUGCGGAAGGCGAUGAAGGGCGCUGGGACGGAUGAGGCUCUGCUAAUUGAGAUUCUCUGCACACGAAGCAAUAAGGAAAUUGUAAGCAUAAAGGAGGCAUACAAACGGCUCUUUGAUAGGGAUCUAGAGUCUGAUGUUAAAAGUGACACCAGUGGCUCCCUACAGAAGAUACUAGUCACUGUGCUAGAGGCAACCCGCAAUGAGACCCAACAGGUCAAUGCAGAGCUCGCUGAGCAAGAUGCCACAGAUCUGUACAAAGCAGGAGAAGGCCGCUGGGGAACAGAUGAGCUGGCUUUCAAUGUGGUCUUAGCAAAGAGAAGCUAUAGUCAGCUGAGAGCUACUUUUCAAGCCUAUGAAAAGAUGUGCGGGAAAGAGAUAGAAGAAUCCAUUAAAAGCGAAACAUCUGGAGAUUUGGAGAAGGCUUAUCUCACUCUUGUCAGCUGUGCCAAAGACUGCCCAGGUUACUUCGCUGCACUUCUGCACAAGUCAAUGAAAGGAGCUGGGACUGAUGAGGAGACCUUGAUUCGCAUCCUUGUGACCAGGGCUGAGAGUGACCUGCCAGCAAUAAAAGAGAAGUUCCAGCAAAUGUACAAGAAGUCGUUAGCUGAAGCUGUCCGAUCUGAUACCUCUGGAGACUUCAGAAAGCUGCUGCUGGCUAUUUUGCACUAAAAAGCCGUCAAGAACCA